AUGGCGGUGCCGCGCGAAGGGUGGAAGGCGACGGACUUUGUAGUGGACGACAUGGUGUACUCCAGCAUUGACGUGCUCAUAAUGGACGCCCUACGACACCUACAAUGCUUGGAGAAGAAUAGCACGCUCAGGCUGUACACCGCGUUCAUCUACCACUACAAGAAGUGGGCGGCGAAGAUGCUGAAGCAGAUACGCGACAAGCUCCCCCAUGAGCAACGACUUAGGCACGUCGACGAGAUCGGCCACUACAUCUGCGACAACAAGAAAAAGGAUUGGUGCAACGAGAAAGUGGUCCGCCGAGAGUACAUCUGGCUGCACGGCCCUAAGGUCACCGAAGCCCGGCUGCGCGCCUACGUGAAGCAAAUGAGCCGUGAGUGUAACCUCAUUGCUGACCAGCCCGGGGAGGAGAACAAUGCCACGCGAACGGGGCCUGUGAGGUCGACAACUGUGCACACGAUCCUCGGCCGCAUAAAGGCAUGCCAGAUGGCGGCGAGGGUGGAGGCGACGCUGAACUGCGCCGACCGUCGACGCGGCACCAUCGGCGAUACCUACACCGCCGAGCAGUUCCGCCAGAUCAUGAUGAGGGUGCUGCCGACAUGGGCGGCGUCGGCGUGGAACCCGCGGGCUACCACUCCGUCGCAGACGCUGUGGCGAUUCCUGCUCAUCAAGCUGCUCACGCUACUCUCCCACCACACUCUCCUGCGCGGCGCCAGCAUCCGCGAGAUCACGCUCCCCGACGUCUUCUUGUACCACCUGGCGAGCACCUUGGAGGUGAACCCGGAUAGCCAGCCGGUCGUCAUGGUGAUCGCCGCGCGUAACUCGAAGACUUCCAAGGAUGCCCGUCUUCAGCAGAGCUACGCUGCGCGACACCUGGAAGCGGAGCUGUGCGCCGUCGGCGAGACCGGCCUGUGGCUGCACUUCAUCCUCGACCAGAUCGGUCAGUUCUCCGGCACCGACUUCCUUUCGCCGCUUGACACCACAGAACGCGAACGCUGGUACAAGAAGCACCUCUUCUUCGCCAGAAACGACAAGGAGCAGGAGGAGCUCUCCUCCGCCACCCACCAACGUUGGACUCGGCAGAUGUGGAGGACCAACAAGGUGUUCUGCAAAAGGAACGUGCACGCCGCCCGCGCCGGUGGUGCGCAGGAGCUAGCCAUCGGAGGGACGCCGCGCGCCCAGAUCGCCGAGCUGGGACACUGGGCUCUCGACAAGAUGACGCGUGCGUACAUCACGGCCAUUCCCGUUGGGGUGGUGAUGCAGAAGGCCGGCUACUCGGGACUCAAGCAAGACUACUUUUUGGGGCGCAGCAGGGUCGAGCCCUCCGACAAACUCCUGGACCUGCUCGCCGAGCACAUCUUCCCCGGCGUGGAUGCUAUGCCGCGCGAUGAAAUAUCCGUGCGCAUGGACACCCAGUAUCACAACAUGUCCCUCAAGGAGGCGCUGAAGAAGGAGGUCGAGCGCUCGGCGCUCGAGAAGCUAGGCUACCAGGAGACGAUCGAGAAGCAAAACGACACCAUCGCGUCGCUCACCGCCAAGCUUGCUCGACUCACCGAGGCACUCCGUGUGUCAGAAGCCCGGAGGAUGCCGGCGGCGCCGCUGUCGGCGACCGAUCAAACUCCGGGCGAGGGUGGCUCCGCGGAUCCGGCCAACACGGGGACCGGAGCCAAGAGAGAUGAUGGGAAACCCCCGCCACCCCCCAAGACGGCAGAGGAGGCCAGUUACGAGCUCAACGUGGUGCAACCGUGGCGGGAUUCAAAGACCGUGCGGGACGCUUGGCGCCUCUGGAACUCCGCCACCGCCAAUGACACCCGUCGUCUUUGCGACGGGGUCGCCGAGCCGGGGUUCAUCGACCGCCACACCCUCCUCAAAGGCGCGACCCAGGGUGCACUCAACAUGAGGGUGCGCCGCAUGCUGAAGGCCAUGGAUGCGGUGCGCCAGCUACGCGCGAGCGACGGCGAUGCCGACACCGAAGCCGUGGUCGAUGCACUGAACACGAUCGCGGCACCGGGCAUUGGGACCUUCUGCGAUGCCCUCACGGUGCUCAACCCGGAGACGGCACCGACGAUGUCCAAGGAGCCUGGCAUGGGCGUCAAGGGGCUUGGCCCCAAGGUGGUCUCGAAGCUACGCCUCGCCUGUGCGCUGGUGGCGCUGGAGCUGAAGCCGACGACGUGGGCCGACCGCCUGUUUCCAGACACCUGGGAGGAGCAGAUGCCGAAGACUGAGGUCGACUUGGCCAAGCAGACCGCACCUGCGCAGCGUCCUCCGUCAAAUCGCAAGAAGUCGGCAUGA
Messenger RNA from Closterium sp. NIES-65, 2289 nucleotides. NCBI's taxonomy places the organism in Eukaryota, Viridiplantae, Streptophyta, Zygnematophyceae, Desmidiales, Closteriaceae. The record is from the annotation of a GenBank genome assembly.